CUCUCAAAGCUUGCUACCUGACUGGUUCCGUGGACUCCUGCUGUAGUGCUCCUUCCCUUUAGCCGUCGGUCAGGUCAUUCAUCGCGUGUCUACCUGCUUCUGCCAUCCCUGCCCUUACCUGUUGUCUCAGUUUCUUACUUCCCCUCUCGGUGUUGAAGCCCCUCUUCUCUGUGUCGCCUCCUUAACCUCGGCGCCGUGGUUGGGCUCCCGUGUUGCUGUCACUUCGACACCCAGCACCCUUCUUCAACCACGUCUUUCCCCCCGACCACUGUGUCUUUUUAUCUGAGAGCGUAGAGCUUUCUUUUGCUUUGUCUUCUGUCUUCAAACAGCAUCUACUUCUGUAUAUCUACCCUCGGAAUCAUGUUCGCCCCACGCUUGUUGCGGCCAGCGUCUUCGCUGGCUCGCCCCUUCAGUUCCUCUGCCACUGCCUACCGCGCCCCCUCUAUCCGUGACAUCACCCCCGACUCGGCGGUGGAGUUUAAUGCCCGUCAAAAGGAGUUCCGCGAGAAUCUGGAGGUGGCUCGCAAGAAGAGAGAACAGCAAGAGAGUCAGUCUGUCGAUGCUUCUGGUUCUACUGCCUCAUCCCCUGCAUCCCGUGACCGCUUUCGUGAGUACGCUGCCGCUCCCACUGCUCCGGGUGAGAGCAAUGCGAGCAGUAACAAGAACCUUGUGUUUGAUGCCGCUGAAGUUCUUGAUCAUAAGGCUUUGGGCUCACUUUCUACCCACCGGAUUAUAGGAGACGAGCAGCUGCAGGAAGCCAGUCAGUCUCCGAAGCGCGGCCCCCUGUCGUCGCUCAUCUACGGAACCAAGGAAGGCCAGCAACUGGACAAAGAUAUCGAGCGGUCGUUUUCGCAGGUCCUCGCCCGUGGAAAAUACGUACAUUCGAUCGUCUUCCAUGAUGUGAAGCCCGACAAAGUCGACGACUAUGUCAACCUCGUUGGCCAGUGGUAUCCGCGCAUGGCGUCCGACCCAGAGAACCGGGUGAACUUGGUUGGAAGCUGGCGUACACAGGUCGGAGACAAUGACACCUUUGUUCAUAUCUGGGAAUAUCAGCGAUACGAAGGCUACCAUGCUUCUCUGCACAACAUCUCCAGUCAUCCCGAAUUCCCCGAAUUUGACCGCAAGUUGAAGAGUUUGAUCAAGAGCAAGAAGACAUCGUUGAUGCAAGAGUUUUCCUUCUGGCCAACAACUCCUCCACGGCGCCUGGGUGGCCUUUUUGAGCUCCGAUCAUACACACUCCACCCCGGAAACCUUUUGGAAUGGGAGACGCACUGGCGACGCGGUCUCAAAGCCCGCCGGGAGGUCAUGGAGGGCGUCGGGGCAUGGUUCGUUCAGAUUGGAGAGUUGAACACUGUGCACCAUCUCUGGCAGUUUGCGAACCUCGAGGAGCGCAAGGUCCGUCGGGAGCAGUCCUGGGGCAUCGAAGGCUGGGCGGAAACCGUGCAUAAGACGGUCCCGCUUAUCCAGACCAUGCAAAGCCGGAUUCUGAUCCCUAUGCCAUGGAGCCCGGUUGGUUAAACCCAGUCACGGUCACAUGGUAAUGAUCACGGGGCGAUCCUACAGUGCCCAGGCAUCCAGAGCCAAGCCUGACUUAUGUUCCUCGACGAUCCGAGCGCCAUGAACAGAGAGCAAGGGAGUGUAUAGACAGGAGCCGGAUCUAGCAUGGAACGACUAGGC
Molecule: messenger RNA, 1677 nt
Organism: Aspergillus ibericus CBS 121593
Lineage: Eukaryota; Fungi; Ascomycota; Eurotiomycetes; Eurotiales; Aspergillaceae
Product: NIPSNAP family protein
Exons: 2
Coding region: 361-1518 (385 amino acids)
Cellular component (GO): mitochondrion
Source: RefSeq, a predicted model, not a curated record